Molecule: messenger RNA, 792 nt
Organism: Salmo salar (Atlantic salmon)
Lineage: Eukaryota; Metazoa; Chordata; Actinopteri; Salmoniformes; Salmonidae
Product: NEDD4-binding protein 2-like 1
Source: RefSeq, a predicted model, not a curated record
CACUUAUUGUGUUGGUUUCAGUUAUUGGGCGGGAGGGCGUGUCUUCUAAACAGAGUACAGCUGCUGAUGUGCUGUGUACUGUAGUUGGUGGUGAAGCAGUCUGAAGUAUAAGAGAAAUGUCGAGAGGAAGACAAAAUCAACGCUUGAAGAAACUGAUCAUCCUUCGAGGUUUGCCAGGAGUUGGAAAGACAAGCACGGCAGAAAUGCUCUGUGAUGAAUAUGCAAGACCUGAAGUGGAAAGAGGAAUUUUCUCCACUGACAGGUACCAUAAAAGGUCCAACUACAACAGGAAAUACUUUCAACGCAACCAUCAGCGGAAUAGAGAGGAUGUUUUUAAAGCCUUGAACAGAGGAGUGGAUCCGAUCAUCGUUGACAACACAAACAUUUCUCUUUGGGAGAUGUGGCCCUAUAUCCACAUGGGGAUGCGACAGGGUGACUAUGACAUCACUAUGAUGGAGCUGCCUAAAGGCUAUCCUCAGCACAAAAUCUCCAUCAAUAAGCUGUACAGAUGGUGUCAUGGUAACAUCCCCAAGCGUACGUUCAGGUACUUUGAGGCUCGCUGGGAAAAAGCUUACAACAUCAAGCAUGUACUUAACGACAGCUACUCCAUAAACCGCUGGGAGAGAAGCAAAGAAAAAUGGAAUGUCCAGUGAUGAAGACAUGCUGGCCUUCUCCCCCCCAAAGUCCACAAGUCCAGAACAAAUUCAUAAAAACCUACAGUAUUAUAUAGAGCCCUUAUUGCAUGGAACUUCCUUCCAUCUCAUAUUGCUCAAAUAAACAGCAAACCUGGUU